GCUACACAAUUAACAGCCGAAACUAAAAGGACUACUUAAAAUACCUGGGAUACCUGCGGCACAUUAUUAUUCAUAAAGUGAGGAAUGUAUAUUAUAAGCAAAUAAUCAGAGACUGAAGUCGAUCUGUAACGGCUGUCGGUUGGAGUUUUUAGUUUAUGACAAGCAUGAAAGUUUAUAUGUAUUUCCCUACCCGCACGAAUGCUAGACCCGCACCGUCGCACACAGUUCUCUGCAUUCUAUUCAAUUAAUCGCAUGUGAUAUCUGAUGCCUAGUAAUAACACGGGAGAGCUAGGGAAGAUGGUGAUCGUGCGAUGUGUCCCCAGCCAGUACAGGCCAUGAGCGCGGAGUUUUACCUGGGGUCCAACAGCGACUCCGACACGCACAGUGACCACACAGGUAGAUUAGCUGGGGACGCAAGUGGUGACCAACAAGACGACGGACAAUUAUUACAACAUGGGAGUGGUCAAAUUGGUCUGAAGGCUGUCAUAAACCCAUUAAACGCUGGAGGGAUCGGCAGUCUAGGAUCUAUAUGGUAUGAGGAGAGGCGCGGACGCACCGUCGGGAAAGGAAGAAGUCUCAGUAGCGACACGUUGCUUAGCCAAAAGGCCAACUACGUCAAUGUUGACAUGAGAGAGUCGGUGCUUAUAGCAAACGCGCAGCGUCACUUCUAUCGGACUACCUCAACACAAGAGGGACAACAACGCUCGUACGCUGGUUACAAUGACAGGUUACUCAUACCACAGAACGGUCUCACAGUGGAAGACAGUAAUGUUCUCAUGCUAGUAGAUCACACAGGUGUUAGAAAAAGUGCAGAGAUAAAAACCACAGAGACACCAGGGUCUCAGCGCCCAUUUGAAACCCAUAUGGGGGCCCAGAGUCAACACCGUGACCGGCCGUUAAGCGACAACAUGAGUAAAUGGGGAAAUGGACACCGGUAUAGCGGGGCAGUUAAUAGCCAUUGGUCAGGGCACUCUGAUCCCAGUGACCGGGGUAGCAGCAGUGGAGAAAGGAAUGGCAUCAGUUAUACACUCGGGAAAGGAGCAAAUCUACCAAGAAACUGGACUAGUCCAGAGUUCAGCACACUGGACAGUCCUAGGACUGAUUACAGCCAGUCUGGUGUUAAUGUACUGUCAGAGAACAUGAGUGAGAUCGGGUCUCCCUGGUCAUCGAGGGGGAGACCACGCAAUGACCCACAAAUGACACUUGACGUCCACACUGAAAGGCACUCCUUCCCCAGACAAUGGACAAGUCCAUCUUUAAGAUACGAAGACGGGUUCACAAGUCACUCGAAGAUACAAAAUAACAGAAAGCGCAACAAAGAAUUUGAUUAUCUCACAGAUGCUCGGGUGGCCGUUGUGAAAAACUCGGAGACACGCACUGGUGAGGGUGAAGGACAUGGUGCAUUCAUGCGGCAGCACUCGUAUGACAGCACUUUUCAAAAUGUAACGUCUAACGUGGACAGAGAAAGACUCGAGGAUGGGGUGCACAGGGCCACGAGGCCCACUUUAAAGCAUAGUAUAAGUUCAGAACCGAACUUCAUGCGACCAAGGACUUACUUCACCUCCACAGGGGGCCAUCCCCGAAGUCGGUCGGAGGGAUCCCGGGAAGAGGAGGAGGAGGAUGCAGACGAUGGGGGGUUUCUCUCUUGGAGCCCCCGGGGCCGCAAAAUACCACGGAACAGGCCAUCGUUGCAGAGGAAAACUGGUCUCACAAAAAUCACAGAAAAUUUAGGACUGGUGCUAUCUAAUCGUAAAAAGACUUCCCAUUACAGUUCAGAGUCGGAUUUACAGGGAUAUUAUGGAUAUUUUACAGAUGAGGAUAAUAAAGAUGACGACGACGUUGACAAUGAUGAUUACGGGUUUCUUAGCUCUAGCACGGGUUCGUUUACAAACCUCACUUCUUAUUCUUCUUUAGCUAUGCAGAAGGAACGAUCCCCAAGCACCAGUAGAAGAAUUCUACCGAAGAAAUGGAGAAAACAAAAACCACCAUCCACUGCCAGCACCACGCAGAUGUGGACGGCCGAGGGCAACUGUACAUGGUGCAGUAUGAGUGGAAGAAAAGUGGUGCUGACCCCCACCAACCUUCUGUCCCUAUCGGAUAAAGAAUGGUCAGCUCUACAGAAGAUAGCGCUAGCCAAGUUACAAGGGAUGAAUCUAGGCUGUCCUAUAGCUAUACCAAAAGAUGGUUCAGGAUCACAGAAGCAGAAGAAGAAGUAUUUUGCUCUCAAGAAAAAGUCCCACACAACCCAUCUGGGUGACCUUAUUGAUAAUAUUAAGGACAAUUUUCGAGAUAAAAGUAAAGAAAAAGAAAAUAAAGAUCACCACCCAGGAGGUCUAGUAUUUGGUAUACCUCUUUCUAAGUGCAUUUCUAAUGAUCUCGCCCUGAAGAGGAGAAAGUUAUCCCUACUUCAAGAAAGACAAGAUGAUGGAUGUAAUACGCAGAGGAGGAAAUCAAGUAGUUCCUCUACCAGUUCUAGUGCAACACAAGAUGGCAGCUCUUCCCUGCUGCAACUGCCAGUUGAUCUGGCACACAGAAAGAAUGAUAGUUCAGAGUCACUUAGCAACCUGGAAGGGCGCAGAGGUUCUAGUCAGCUGAUUGAUGCACUCACACUCUCUCCGCGUACUGAAAGGCGGCCAAGUUUUACUCCUAAUUCAACUCCACAAGUGCCAUACAUUGUUAAUACUUGUUUCAAGCACAUUGAAACAUAUGGUUUACGGGUGCUGGGCAUCUUUCGAGUGGGGAGCUCAAAGAAGAGAUCUAAACAGUUAAGGGACGAGUUUGACUCUGGAAAAGAUGUUAAGCUAAAUGAAGAACACAAUCCUCAUGACGUGGCCGCUCUGCUGAAAGAAUUUUUUCGGGAUCUACCGGAACCUUUGUUAACACGAGAUUUGUAUGCUUCUUUUGUAGCUGCAAGAAGGAUAACAGACCGUCCGACUCAGUUAGAGGCCAUGAGAUGCCUAGUGUCAUUGCUGCCUAGACCAAACAGGGACACACUGCUCAGACUGGUCAAGUUCUUAUCCAAAGUUGCUCAACAUUCCACAGAUGCUGUUGAUGAAAGUGGGCAGUUGCUACCAGGGAAUAAGAUGGACUCCCUUAACUUAGCUAUCUUGUUUGGACCAAACAUUCUCCAUAAUGCUAAGAGUGGUUUAUCAGAAUUUCAAGUGGAGAGAACAGAGAGAGCGGAAGAGAGAGACGAGGUCAAUCAGGUUGUCAAGGACAUGAUAGAGAACCAUCAGGACAUAUUUGAGGUUCCUGCAGAAAUGUUGGAUGAAGUGAUGAAAUUAUUGACAGACAUGGACCCAGAGGGAGUGGACUACCUGCUGCAAAGGAAAGCUGGAGAACAGUUUAGUUUUGAGCCAGAACAAGAUACAUCUGUCAGUGUGACAGACAGCGAUACUUCGUCUCUUCCUCGACCCUCGAGAACAGACACCACAGAGUACACAACCCGCCCAAGAACUGUUCGAGAGGCCAAGGCUCUACAACAAAGCAGAAACAGAGAUGCACAAGGCAGAGACAGAAGUAGUGAAACAUAUUUACAAUCAAGUCAGACUGAUCAACUGCACCUUCCUGCUGAAUAUUCCAACAGGAGAGGCAGCAGUGCAGACUCUAGAACAGGGAGAACAGAGGGCAGUGGUGCUGCAUCUUCCAAAAGGUUACCAAUAACUCGGGGAAAAUCUGACAGUCAGAUUGCCAAACAGGUCUCUAUAAGGCCACCUAAACUGACUGUUUCCAAAGCAGACUCUCCUGAAGAUCGUAAGCGCAAGGAGAGCAGGCUAAGUUACAUGAGUACUUCCUCUGCAACAAAUAGCCCCAGCACACCAGAUAGCCUACGCUGGCUUUCAGAUUCUCCCCCUAAUAGUCCCAUUCACACCCUUGAGCCACCAAAAGAAACUUAUGGCAGAGGCUCUAGGAAGCAUAGCCAAAGCCGGAGUCGUAGUGACAGUUGCUCAAGUAAUCUUUCCACGGGCUCUUCUUCCUUACAACGCCCUCUGGCAAUGGGAACAGGACCUGGGAUGCCAGUUCCUGCACCAGGAUCUGCAGAAUGGCAAAAAGAAAGGUGGCGCCACUGGGAAAUGUUGGCUAAAGACGGAAAUGAUGAACAAGAAACACUAGUGUAGUUUUUAUCUAAGGGAGUAAUCCCUCUGGAAACUGUGAUCUGAAAGUGUUAAAAGCUGUUGUGUUGGAACGCAAAUUAAAGGCAAUACCUGUUGUAUACAUGCGCUGGUUCCAUACAGAAGUAAACCAUUUUGUUUGCCAUGUAUGCAAUGCCCAUAGGCAAAAAUGUACGAAUGUAAUGGAAUGAGUGUCAAAUAUUUUUGUUGGCAAAAAUUACAUUUUCACCGACUUGAAAAUAUUUUUUAAAGAAAGGCGAGAAGGGUGUAAGGGACUAGAGCAUCAGUAACAGUGGAAUUCCAUGAUUAUUUUUAUUAAGUCACAACUGAAGCCAACUUAAAAAAUUAUCACAAUUCACACGUUUAGAAAUUAGAUACUAGAAAGCAUUACAUAAUACUUAACGGUGGCAGAAAUGACAACACCAAAGGAUUGUAACUUUGACAGGCAGUAAACAGGUCUGCCAAAAAACAAGUUUUAAUGUUCUCAUUAAGCAAAAGAUUGCACUAAAAUUUAUUUUCAAGAAUGAUAAUGUGCAUGCAAGUUUACAGCAAUUAUUUUGUGUCAAAAUUUUGUAUUUCCAUUUUCAUUUUACUUAGACUUGUAUUGGGCACAUGUUAUGUGCAAUGCCCUAUAUGAAUUUUAAAACUGUCAGUUUAGUGGAAAAAGCAGGGAAGUUUGCACAUCAGUCUGUCACUUAAUAUGUGGUCUACGACACGACUUAAUGUUGUGAGGUCCUGUUACAGAGAUUGCAUAAUAUAGGCCUAGCAAAGCUACCUCUUUAUUACCUGAUAUAAACACCCGAUUUUUUCUCUACAACUUAGCCCAUUUCAGUGUGAAUGAAACAUUCAUGUAAUCUUUAUAAAAAAUGACUCCCUGUAAAAUUCUCAUGAUUGUGAGAUAUGCUCGCCUCAUGUAUAAUUUUUUUGUAUGCUCAUGUUAGAGCCUUUAAAAUAUAUUAAAUUUCCAAUACUGCAUAAAUUGUUUACUAUUUCUAAAUUAUGUGCAAAUUGUACAGUGGGUAAUUUUGCAGCCAAUGUGAACUUUCAAGGGAAGCUAAUAGACACAUUUUUUUUGCAAUGUACAUAUUAUUUUUUAAAAUAUCGACUUGAUACAGACUCCAUGUCACUGCAAUAAAUGCUCAUUUAAAUGUUUGAUAUUAUUCAAA
This is a messenger RNA of Lingula anatina, 5278 nucleotides long. Its product is annotated as rho GTPase-activating protein 6. The record is from RefSeq and is a predicted model, not a curated record. Gene Ontology annotation, biological process: signal transduction. Lineage: Eukaryota; Metazoa; Brachiopoda; Lingulata; Lingulida; Lingulidae.